AUGACGCUUACCUCCUCUAUCAACAUGGACAGAAUUCAUGAGUAUGAUUGCACAGCAUGGAGUCGGGAAAGCCCCCCCGAAGCACCUACUGUUGACGGAGUCCAAACAAUUCAUCCUUUUCAUGGACAAGAACAACGUCAGCAACACACCACCUCCGUCCAGAGAAACGCCCCUCCCCCACGAGCUCAAAAGAAACCCCAAGAGGAUGCUAAGGGGCUUGACGUGGGCUGGCAUGCGAUGUGUUUUUUCUACUGGGUGAUGGCUUUGAUUACCAUGGUAGUGAUGGCCAAGAUCUAUAGGGGAUUGUUUCCGACAACCUGCGGUGUUUGA
This is a messenger RNA of Fusarium poae, 330 nucleotides long. RefSeq lists its product as uncharacterized. NCBI's taxonomy places the organism in Eukaryota, Fungi, Ascomycota, Sordariomycetes, Hypocreales, Nectriaceae. The transcript is spliced from 2 exons. Bases 1 to 330 code for a protein of 109 amino acids. The record is from RefSeq and is a predicted model, not a curated record.